Cylicostephanus goldi is the source of this 338-nucleotide messenger RNA. Lineage: Eukaryota; Metazoa; Nematoda; Chromadorea; Rhabditida; Strongylidae. The record is from the annotation of a GenBank genome assembly.
AUGUAUGUGCAAAUCUUAUCCUUCCUCAUCAAUACAUUUACAGGUGGCCAUUUUGCCUUUUCUACGCAACCAUUAGGCAAUGAUGUCCGAAUAUGCGCUUUGCAAUUUGAAAGCAACGUCCCAGAGCAACUGAUAGUUGAUAUGCUUGAGCACAAUAUACGUUUAUCUCGUGCCAUACGUCGUAACGCAUCAACUAGUGCGCGGAUUCGGCACGGUGAAAUUGAGGGGCAGGCGACAGCGCCGCGAGUGAAACCGACGGAAGAUACAGCGGCACAGCUGCUGGACUCGUAUCUUGCAACUGCUACGCAGAGUAAGUUCAGUUUGGUCUUCUUUUGAUC